Molecule: messenger RNA, 1541 nt
Organism: Rhopilema esculentum
Lineage: Eukaryota; Metazoa; Cnidaria; Scyphozoa; Rhizostomeae; Rhizostomatidae
Source: RefSeq, a predicted model, not a curated record
ACCUCAUUUGACUAAAAAUAUAAAAAUUACAUUAGUGCAUAGUCCUGAAAAGUCACCUUCAUUUUCAGCAACAGAAACAUUUAUGUGGGUGUUAAAGCCUAGCGCACACAGCAGAUUUUUGUCGCAAAAGACGAAGAUUUUUGUCUCAAAAGACGAAAAUCUGUAGUGUGCGGGGCAAAAUCGCAAAGAUUUUUGUCUUUUACGAUUAUCUUUGAGAUCAAAAAUGUUUGAUAUUUGUCUUUGUCUUUUACGACGAAAGACAAAAAUCGUGCAAUGUGCGGGGUCGAAAGACAAGUUUUUAAUUUUUAAACCAAUAAAACUUGGAUUAUAUGGUCACGUGAAUUCUGUGGAGCCUUUCUUUCCCGCCAAAAGAAAAAAGAUCGAGAACGCCAUGGAGAAUACAGAAGACGAAGUCGGUAUAUGGACAGCAAGCAAAGAGGAGCAGCUUGUCGAUCUGUGGCAAGAAAAGGCUUGUCUGUAUAUGGUUACGUCUCCAGAAUAUUCAGACAGAAACAAGAAGCUAGCAGCCCUGAACGAAAUUGCAACUAAACUUUCUUCAAACGUGAAUCAAGUAAAAAAAAGAAUCGCAUCUCUGCGCACGCAAUAUGCACGCUCCCGCAGAAUCCCAAGCAGUGGAAGUGCACGACCAAAAAAGAUGAAGAAGACUCAAUGGAUAGAAGACCGCCUUCAAUUUUUAAGCCCAUAUGUAUCCAACAGAGUGUCUAUUUCUAAUUUGCAGUCUUCAACUGAAAGUUUAUCUGAGCCACAGCUUAACACUGGUGACAGUGACUGUGAUGGAGACUUGGACGACAAUGAUGCCCCUGCUGCAGAGACACCAGUUUCAACAAGCAGGCCACUGGCUGCUGUUAAAAAAUCCAAAACUGCAAAGCAGAAAAAGGAAGAGGAAGAACUCUCCAUUCUGAAGCCUCUUGCUUCAUCUUUCUCUGCAGAUGAAAAUUUAGCUGCAAAAAAGGAUGCAAAGCCAAGCCCUUCAGCUGCCUUUGGGGAAUACGUUACACAUGCUUUGUCUGUGAUGGAUGAGAAAACAAGACUUGUUGCAAUGAACAACAUUCAAAAUGCUCUUUUUCAGGCACAGAUGGGCUCUUUCUCAAAUGAAUUCAACAACCCAUAUCAUGCUGGUCAACAUGCUAGAAUGCAGUCUUUCAGGCAGUCACUUGACCAGCAAGAUAUGAGUGAAGGGCCAUCGUACGGACAAUUCUAAUCUUUAAAAUUCAUACAGUAUAUUGCUUUCACUGCACUCUUCAAUGUUAUGUGAGUUGGUUUUAAUUAGCACAUUAAAUAUUGUAUUGAAAACCAAAAAGUAGAAAACAAAAAAUGUUAUGUACCUUAAGAUAUCUAUCCUUAAGAUUCUGAUAAAUUGCAUCACAAGUUUCUGUCACUAUUGAUGAAAUUGUUCUUUCUCCAAGUCUAUAUGAAAAUCCCAGGCUGUGAAAUGACUCUCCUGUAAAGAUAUGCAACAUCUUAUUAUACCAAUCAAUAUCUAAAAUGAUAUGAUUACCUCAAUUUCUCCAUGUAAGAUU